GCCAUUUGCCCAACACCACUGACCCGUUUCGCCGGUCACGUGCCAUGUUGCCCAACAUCUACCCCGAAGACCUCAAAGGCUUCGCGCCUGCCGUCAGCCGGGCGGCGCGCUUGCUGUCUGUGGCAUCCCUAGGCUCCGUCGUGCUGCAAGGUCGCAGGUCCUUUGCCGCCGCCAGGAGCGUGAAGCUCACCGGUGCGGGCGCCGAGGAGGAGAAGGAGACGCCGCUGGGCGUCGCGGCGUUGCUGAUGCUCCUCGCUGCCGAGGUGGUGGGUGGCAACGCGUUGCUUCAGCCAGCGAAGGACUGGCCACUGAAGCAAGCGGCCCAGACGGUGCAGAAGGCACUCCAGAAGCCGCAGACCAGCAUGCUGGAGCGAGCCGUGGAGAUCGUGUUGGAGGUCUUGAAAAGUAAGCAGGUCUUUGCAGCCCUGCAUAGCGCCGUGAUGAUUUGUUUGUUGCUUGGAGCCUUGCUGACCGCGGUGGUGGGGACCGUGUUGUCUGGUGGGAACCAGCGGAAGGCCUCUCACUUGGCGUUUGGUGUGGGCUUGUUCCUGCCUGUGGGAUUUCUGCUGUGCGGCCACGCAACCAGUUGGUCCAAAGCGCUGCGGCCUUCAAACGACUUGGUGACCGCCUUCGAGAUGCUGCUCCGUUGCGCUGCCCUGGUUGUGGCCAAUGAUGCCACGCCUAGCAGCUUUGCAGUCUUCCAGGUUGCAUCUCUCAUGGCCAAGAUGUCCGCCGCGGUCGCCACUCUGACAUUGGCGCAGGACCUCGCUCCGGUGCGUGCGGACUGGCACAAGCUGGUGGAUAGCCAUGUGGCGCAGAUCUGGUUGCCGAUCCUCUUGGCGUUGCUGUGGCUGCUCGUCCGCCACCUCAGGUCCAGCACACUGCUGAGCUGUGCAGCGAUGCUCUCCCUUUUGACCUCCCCAGUCGCUUUGGCCCUGGCUUGGCCGGAGGCUGCCAAGCUGAUGGGACUACCCGGCAAGCCAGAAGCAGGCCUCACGCGCAUGGUGAACCUCCUCUACGCGCUCACGGCCGCCGCCAGUUUGAUCUCUGAAGGGAGCAUGGGCGUGCUGGCGGUGAUGCUGGUGCUGCAACUCCUGGCCAGGAUCCACGGCGCUGAGAUCUUCAACCUCUGAAAAAGAAACUGCCAGCAGCUGGGAGCAGCCGGGGCCAUGGGGGGCUUUGGGAUGCUUUGGGUCACUGGGGGCGGAACACGACGCGACUCUACCUGCCAGGGACUGUAGGUAGAGCAAGAACCCUAU
Molecule: messenger RNA, 1259 nt
Organism: Durusdinium trenchii
Lineage: Eukaryota; Dinophyceae; Suessiales; Symbiodiniaceae
Source: the annotation of a GenBank genome assembly